Messenger RNA from Chelonus insularis, 4176 nucleotides. RefSeq names its product cornetto (gene corn). The transcript has 5 exons. The coding region runs from base 258 to 3482 and encodes 1074 amino acids. The record is from RefSeq and is a predicted model, not a curated record. NCBI's taxonomy places the organism in Eukaryota, Metazoa, Arthropoda, Insecta, Hymenoptera, Braconidae.
CCGACUCCCUCUACCAGUUGUUAGGGAGCUUGUUAGGCGGGCAGUUAGGCUAUCCAGUCACAACGUUAGUGUGUUUCAUUCUUACCGCUCAGUUGUUUUUUACUAUCUGAUCUAGUGUUUCAUGUUCAAGUAUCGUGUUAUAAAAACAUCACAUACAUAUUAUUUUUUCAUGUAGACGUUCAUAUUGAAAUUUUGACAUUAAGUGAAAAGCUUAAACAGCAUCGAAGGAAUUUUUAGACGAAAAGCGUCAAAGGCGAAUGUGUUCUGCGAUUCUAUGCGAGACGAGGUGGAGCCAAGAUCCAGAGGGAUCACCGAUGUCUUCCUGCGACUCAGUGGCAUUACAGCCAAUUCAGAAUACGACAGAAGGACGAGAUGUGACGAUUAAUAAUUUAGAAAAUGGAGUGGACAGUGUCCUUGAUGAUAAUAUUAAAAAGCCGGAGAAUUUGCCAAUACCACCUCAAUACGUCACUCGGCAGGACUCUGGCGUACCUGAAGAUCUUUCAUCACCAUGCGUAAAUGCGCCAAUUCAAAGUGACGAAGAUAAUCCUGAUGAUACUAUCAACAGCGAUUGCAAUGUCACGGUUAUUCAUAUCUCAGAAACUUUAGCUGAAAGUAAAGAUAACAAAGAUGGUAGUGACAGUGGCGUUGAAGGCUGUACUGCAGAAACUGUUCAGACGAAUGGCUACGCAGGUAGUUGCAAUGGAUUAGAUGAAGUGAGCUGUGACUCAAGCUUAGUAAGCUGUUGUUCUGUAUAUGAAGACACAUGUACAACACUUCCUGACGAUUUGGGACUUAAUUUGGGCGGAGGAAGUGGCAAUGAAGGUAAUGGAUCAUCACGAAAUCUUCCACAAGGCAAUGGCGAAGCUACAAGUGAAGGAGGAAGUGAAAGUUCUUCUAUAGCAGGAAGUACUAGUGCAAAAAUGAUUUGGACAACUCCAAAAAGAGCACAAACAAGUGCAGGAGCUUUUUCAUCAAGUAAAAAGAAAGUUAUUAAAGUAGAAACACCGAAAACAUCUAGAGGAAGACCAUCUUUACCUGCAGAUGCAUCUCAUCGACUUCCAUCAAAUACCAGGUCGAAGUCUCGCACUCCAGCAACUAGAACACCUUCUUCUAAACCUCAAACGUCUGUUAAAGAUAAGACUAAGCCAAGAGAAAAGUCUGUUACUCGAGCAAAUAGCGUUGAAAAUUCCAGAGAGUCCAAUACAAAACUCUGGAAUACUCAAGGAACUGUUAAAAGUCGCACGAGAAGUCGACCAAUUCCAGAUUCGUUGACAUUAUCAGGAACAUCAGCAUUGGCUAAAGAAAUUGACAAAGAUUUAGCACAAAGGGGUCGAGGAACUAUUUCCAGUUUAUCCCGAUGUCCUUCAUCAGCAUCUCAAAAACGUACCACACCAAGCUCAACUCCUUCUGAAGAAUGUCGAAAAUCAUUAUCUACUCCAAAAAUAAAUAAGACAUUGACUCGCUCAAUACAGGAUACUAAAAAGUCCAAUGAAAUUAAAAACAUGGAAAAUAAAACAUUAGAUACUUAUGCAACAAUGCCAAGAAGAAAUAAAGGUAGAAUGAGUAUUGCUAAGCCGGAAGAAUUAAGAAAAACAUUGUCGAGAGAUGAAAGUAUUACAAGAACUGAUAAGUCAAAAAAACGAGUUAACUCACGAGAAUCUACACUAGUUCAUCAAAAAAGUCUGUCACAUUGUGGUGCCAAAACAAAGUAUCCUGAGAGAACUCUUAUAUAUCAUGAAACAAGCGUUCAGACUGGUUUAACUGGGCAGGAUAUUGAACAUGUUUUAGCAGGUUUACCGACUAAAAUUUAUGGACCAGACGUUCCUGAUAGAAUUGAAAACUAUUGUCAAACAGAAGCUAUUUAUGUUUCUGAAGAAACGUUAAAGAGUGUUCAAGAUAAAGUAAAAAAGUUCGAAGCAGAAAUAGCAAGUUUACAGCAAGAAAAAGAAAAAUUAGAAACUAAAUUAAUAACAACUGAACAACUUUUGACUGAAGAGCGUGCAGAUCAUAUGUUUGCCAAACAAGAAUUGCGAAAUAACGCUGAGAGAAUUCUUGCUAUUCUCGGUACUCCAGCUUCAGAACAUUCUGAAGGCAGUGAUAGUCUUUUAGAGCUUGAAUCACACUUCCAAGAAUCUGGUCAAGUUGUUGCUAAUCAGCAGGUAGAAAUUGCAGAUCUUCAAUCACUCUGUAGAAUUCUUAAUCGUGAUUUGGAGAAAAGUUUAGCUGCACAAAAAGCACUUUUACAGCAUCAACAAGAAGUUGAAGCAGAAACAAUGGAACUUCAAGAAUUUUUACAAUUAGAAAAAACAGCCAUGGCUGAAGCUAUGAAAGAAGUUGAAGCAGAUUUGAAAGAGAAAGAGGAAAAAUUGGCCCAUAUAACUGAAGAAUUGGAAACAAAAACAGAAGAAUGUAAACAUUUAGUUCGAAUCAGUGAACAGAGGCGCCAAGAAAAUUUAUCUUUAGAAAUGAAAUUAAAUACUAUCGAACGUAAAAGCAGAGAACUACUAUUAACACAAGGAGCUGCUGUUUCUGGAGCUGCCGUUGCACUUUCAGGGCUUGGAUCUCGAUUAGAAGCACUUGUGGAGCAACUUGUUAAAUCUUAUAAUAUUUCUGAAAAAGAUCUAGAAGAUGUUGUGUACCAUAAUGAAGCUUACAGUAGAAGUAAUAGUAGUGGUGAAUCUAGUCCAAUAAGUUCCAAGCAGCAUAGUUUUAAAGAUUUCUCACCAAGUCCUAAACAAAAUUCUUUUGUCUCUGCUGUUAUUGGUGCUAUUAGAAAUGCUGCAACACAUCCAUUCGUUCUUCGACCCACAACAAAAAAAUCUACAGAAGCAUCUAAGCAACAAUUAUUUAAAGAAUUAAGUAUGGAGUCAUCAGCAGAUCUUCUUGAUUUUGAAACAGAGCCUUGUCUUAUGAUGGAAAGUGUUCUAGAAGAUGUGCCCCUGCCUGACACUUACUCAAGAAACAUGGUGUCAAGUAGUGAUUCUCUUAGACGAGCUUUAAGUGUGCCAGAGCCUAUAACUGACGAUCCUUCUACUUUAUGUAGAAAUGAUGAAUGUUCUAGUCUUACAAAUUUAACUCAAGCCAUUUUGAACCGACGAAGAGUUGAAGAAAACGAAGAUUUAGAAGAUGAUGACGAAUGUGAGUCCAUUAGUGAAUCUGAAACUACUGGACACACUGAUGUAACGGUUCCAACUGCUGAUUAUUGUACAGCUGUCAAUCUUGUUGAUCAAGUUAUUGAUGUUGAUAAUUUUGUGACUAAACUUCUUAAAGUAUUGAGAAUCAUUCAGUUGGAUAAUGACACUUGUAUUCGAGAACUACGGGAUGAAAAAUGUGAGUUAGAGGGAAAACUAGCAGUUGAAGUCAAAGAAUUGAUUGAAUUUAAAAAAAAUACACACAAUGAUUUGAAUUCACAGUGUCAUAAUGAUAAAAGUAAUUCCAAUAAUUGCAGGCCAAUAAAAGAGAAUGAAAUUAUUUCUUCCUAAACAACGAGGAAUGUUCAAUUAAUCCGCAAUCAAAAUGGUUCAGCAGUUCCCGUCCUCUGAAGCAUUUGUUUACAUAGAAUUCUAGUCUAUUAUUAUAUUUCCUUGGACAAUCGACGCUAAGCUUAAAUGAUCUCUUGGAUUCCUAAGUUGAUUACGGCUUAAAAAUACGCUUACCUUUGCACUUCUUAAGAUAAGUUAUUCUAUUUGGCUGGAUCGAAAAAAGAAAAAAAUUUGCUUUUUUUACCAUUAAACUUUUUUUUAUUAUAUCAAUUAAUUAACUUAAAAAUUAAUAGAACUUAGACAGAUGAUUAGAUAAAUUGUAAUAUAGAUUUAAUUCUCCAGACUUUAAGGUAAUCUUAAAAGUCCCGAGUUAUAUUAUUCUGCCAGUAAUUGUACAGAUAUUUAGAUCUUAGGGAUUUUUUUACUAUGAAAUGCAUGAAUAUAAAAAGAGAAAAUAAUAUAAAUUAAUGAAAUUGAGAUGCUUACAAACAUCUGUCUGUAUUUUAAUUUUCGAAUGAAUAAAUAUCAUUUUAAUAAGAUGAUGAAUUAGUUUGUUGAUCAUCAAAUGCCAAGAUGAAUAUUUACUGUGGUGCAAUUUUUCUCAGGAAUGGAGCCAAAAGAUUUAUUAAUCUCAAUUUAGGCCUAAAAAAAAAAUAAAAAGUAAUAAAUGUUUCUUAAUCAACUCAAUAAUUAA